CCGGGGGCCUCGGUGCAAGAUGGCGGCGACGGGGUCCGUGGGGCGCGGGCGGCGGCGACCGGGGCGCUAGUGAGGGGCCCGGGGGCCCGGGUGGCUCCGGGCCGGGGCCCCAGCGCGGGACGGACCAUGCUACGCUCCACUGGCUUCUUCCGGGCCAUCGACUGCCCCUAUUGGGCUGGGGCGCCUGGGGGGCCCUGCCGGCGGCCGUACUGCCACUUCCGGCACCGCGGGGCCCGGGUCCCAGGCGCGCCCGGCGGCGGCGGAGCGGCGUCCCCGGCAGCAGGGCUGUGUUAUGACCCCUACAACCCCGAGCUGCCCAAGCCCCCCGAACAAAGGGAGAAUGGCACCCUGGGCUGCAGGGACGAGCCGCGCUCAGACGUGCUGGAGCUGGAGCGGGUCAACCAGGCCAUUGAGGCUGUGCGGAGCGAAGUGGAACUGCUGGAGACAGCCCGGGAGUACAGCUCUGGCGAGGCGCCCACCCUCGUGCCCCGCGGCCCCGCUGCCAGCCCCGCCGAGGGCCUGGACGAGGAUGCCUUCCCGCUGGCCUUCGACUACAAUCCCAGCGUCUGCGGCCUGUUAAACUCCGACACCGGCUACCAGCCCACCCCGCUGGCCGCUCCCGCUGAGCCUGGCAGCAAAUACUCACUGGCGUCCCUGGAGAGGGGCCCGGGCCGAGGCAGUGGGGGCGGUGGCGCCCUGGAGUACGUGCCCAAGGCCGUGAGCCAGCCCCGACGGCACAGCCGCCCCGUCCCCAGUGGCAAGUACGUGGUGGACAACUCCAAGCCAUCCACCGACCUGGAGUACGACCCGCUCUCCAACUACUCGGCCCGGCACCUCAGCAGGGCCAGCUCCAGGGACGAGAGGGCCACCAAGCGGCCCAGGGGGUCCCGUGGCAGCGAGCCCUACACACCCGCCCUCAAGAAGCCCUGUGACCCCUUUGGCGGCUGUGACGCCAGGUUCUCCGACUCGGAAGAUGAUGCCACCGUGGCUCCGGGUGAUGGGCCUGCCACGGCUAGCCCCCCCAAAACUGAUGCUGGCCCCGAGAGCAAGGCCCCCGGGCAGCUGUCCUGCAAGGAGGGCCUGGAGGCCGAGGUGGGUGGCCUGCGGGAGACCAAGGAGACGGCCGUGCAGUGUGACGUGGGGGACCUUGGGCCACCCCCGAAGAGCCCAGGUGGGGUGCCUGUAGCCAAGCCCACCUCCCCAGCCAGGGCUUCACAGGAUCAGGGCUGCCCCCAGGAAGGAAAACCCAAGAGGAAGAAGAGUGGAACCCCAGCAGCCCUGGGCCACAAGGAUGGUGCCCGGAAGAAAGACAAGACCAAGGACAAAGGCCGAGGGCGGCCUGGGGAGAAGGGCCCCGUGGACAGGAAGGGCUCGCAGGCCAGCAGCCCCCGGCACGAGGCAGGACGGCCAGAAGGGACCAAGAAAAAGCCAUCUUCAGCCACCCCGGUGGCCAGCUCAGGGAAAGGGAAACCCGACAGGCCAGGGCGGCGGCCGAGCCCCUCCAGUGGGGACCCCCGGCCUCAGGACUCCCGGCCGGCAGCCAGCAGAGCUGCCCCGGGUUCCCACCAGCUGCCGCACAGGAAGGGCAGCGGGAAAGCCCCGUCGGGGAAGCUGGUGGAGCGCAAGGCCCGCUCGUUGGAUGAGGGUGCCUCCCAGGAUACCCCCAAGCUGAAGAAGCGGGCCCUGAGCCACGCUGACCUCUUUGGGGACGAGAGUGAGGACGAGGUUGUCAGGCCAGGGGCACCGAGGGUCUGGGCCCCCGCCCUGCCCAGCCUCAGCUCAGACUCGGACUCGGACUCUAGCCUGGGCUUCUCGGAGGCACAGGGGCUGCCCAAGCGGCUCAAGGCCUCCCUGCCUGCCUCCCCCGCCCGGUCCUCCUCCUCCUCCUCCUCCUCCUCCUCCUCAGGCACUGGGGAGGGUGUGGAGGAGGAGGUAGACUACGCGGCCCUAGAGCAGGAGGUGGACUUCGACUCAGACCCCAUGGAGGAGUGCCUUCGGAUCUUCAACGAGUCCACCAGCGUCAAGACCGAGGACAAGGGCCGGCUGGCCCGGCAGCCCCCCAAGGAAGAAAGCAGCGAGGAGAAGGCGCACUUGGGUCUGACCACCCUGUUCCCCGGGCAGAAGAGGCGGAUCUCUCAUCUCUCCAGGCAAGGCAAGGAGGCAGAGCCUCCGAGGAGAGGUACAGCGGUGCCCCCCGCCCGGCCCCCGACUGCCCAGGAGGUGUGCUACCUGCGGGCUCAGCAGGCGCAAAGGGAGUCAGCCAGCUGGCUGCAGGCCGCCCCCAAGCUGGUGGAGAAGCCCUCCUCGGUCCACAUCUCCGCACCUGGCGAGAAGAAGAGGAUCGCCCACGUCCCCAACCCCCGUCUGGCCACAGCCCCCACAGGCGCCAAGAGGACCCUCGCGGCCAGCAGCAGCCAGCCUUCCCACGGCCCAGAGCCCGGCAGCCAGCCGCUGAAGACGCGCACACUCUCCGGGAUGGCAUCCAAGACCACCACCACCGUCACCCCCAAGCGGGUGGCUCACAGCCCAUCUUUACAGAGUUUAAAGAAACCCAUUAUCCCAAAAGAAUUUGGGGGCAAAGUCCCCACCGUCAUCCGCCAACGCUAUCUCAACCUGUUCAUCGAGGAGUGUCUGAAGUUCUGUGCCUCCAACCAGGAGGCCGUGGAGAAGGCGCUGAACGAGGAGAAGGUGGCCUACGACCGCAGCCCCAGCAAGAACAUCUACCUGAACGUGGCUGUGAACACCCUUAAGAAGCUGCGAGGCCUGGUCCCUAGUGCUGUGCCUGGGCUCAACAAAACCAGCGGCCGGAGGGUCGUGUCCCACGAGGUGGUGUUGGGGGGCAAGUUGGCUGCCAAGACCAGCUUCUCGCUCAGCCGUUCCAGCAGCCCCAGGGUGGAGGACCUGAAAGGGGCCGCCCUGUAUCAUCGCCUGAAGGAAUACCUGCUCUCCGAUGACCAGCUCAAGGAGAAUGGCUACCCCUUCCCGCACCCCGAGCGGCCGGGGGGUGCUGUCAUCUUCACGGCCGAGGAGAAGAAACCCAAGGACUCCUCCUGCAGAAUCUGCUGCCGCUGUGGCGCCGAGUACCUCGUGUCCUCCUCUGGCCGCUGUGUCCGCGAUGAGGAGUGUUAUUAUCACUGGGGGAGGCUCCGCCGGAACCGAGUGGCAGGAGGCUGGGAGACCCAGUACACAUGCUGCUCGGCUGCCACUGGCGCUGUUGGCUGUCAGGUCGCAAAGCAACAUGUGCAGGACGGCCGGAAGGAAAGCCUCGAGGGUUUCGUGAAGACCUUUGAGAAGGAACUCUCAGAAGACGCUCACCCAGGCAUCUUCGCCCUGGACUGUGAGAUGUCUUACACAACGUAUGGCCUGGAGCUGACCCGCGUGACGGUGGUCAACACAGAGAUGCAGGUGGUUUACGACACCUUCGUCAAGCCUGACAACGAGAUCGUCGACUAUAACACUAGGUUUUCGGGGGUGACAGAGGCUGACCUUGCGGACACAAGCAUCACGCUGCGCGAUGUCCAGGCCGUCCUGCUGAGCAUGUUCAGCGCAGACACCAUCCUCAUCGGACAUAGUCUGGAGAGCGACCUGCUGGCCUUGAAGGUCAUCCACAGCACCGUGGUGGACACAUCCGUGCUCUUCCCCCACCGCCUGGGCCUCCCGUACAAGCGUUCCCUGCGGAACCUCAUGGCCGACUACCUCAGACAGAUCAUCCAGGACAACGUGGAUGGGCACAGCUCCAGUGAGGAUGCCGGCGCCUGCAUGCACCUGGUGAUCUGGAAGGUCCGAGAAGACGCCAAGACCAAGCGAUGACUCCCGCCCGCCCGCCACCUGCCCGCCUCUCCUGCUGCCCCGGCCCAUCCUUAGCCCCAGGCCUCUUCCAAAACAGUGCAAUAAAUCUCGAGAGCUAACCCUCGCCAGACAGUGCAAACUGAGAGAUAGGACUAGCUGGCGGCACGAGAGAACAACCAACCCUGGAGGCCUGACCCUGCCAUGGUCCCUCUCACCUGUCCCUCCUCCCCGUCCCCAGACCUCUGCCCCUCUGAGACUGCUGCUCACCCAACUGGCCCCGCCCGUGCCCGCCAGCCCCUCCCAGCACCCCCAGCCAGGUCCCAAUCCCAUCCUCCUUACAUGGCAUGGUGGGGGUGGGCGGGCAGGGUGUUGUCUUGGUUUGUUUGAGACAGGCAAUGUUUUUUUUUUUAUUUUUUA
This is a messenger RNA of Propithecus coquereli (Coquerel's sifaka), 4206 nucleotides long. It is a transcript of the gene REXO1, whose product is annotated as REX1, RNA exonuclease 1 homolog (S. cerevisiae). The transcript is spliced from 16 exons. Bases 127 to 3810 code for a protein of 1227 amino acids. Gene Ontology annotation, molecular function: nucleic acid binding; exonuclease activity. Gene Ontology annotation, cellular component: nucleus. The record is from RefSeq and is a predicted model, not a curated record. NCBI's taxonomy places the organism in Eukaryota, Metazoa, Chordata, Mammalia, Primates, Indriidae.